ACUAAUGUUGCGUAUAUAUUGCACGCAUAAAAAUGUUAUAUGAAUUGAGCGUUAUGCACCAAGGGCUUAUUAUAAAUUCUGCUUUCGCUGUAUUAGAAAAAAACUGAGCAUCCAAAGAUGUGGUCUGGAAUUGAAAAGAUUUUAGAACAUGUCAGCAGCUACAGCAGCAAUGCCGGAAAACUGUGGUAUCUUCUCGUUUUUGUGUUUCGUUUGAUUGUCGUAGUAACAGUCGGACAGUCUGUUUAUAGUGAUGAACAGUCCGCAUUUCGGUGCAGUACAAAAGUAAUCGGCUGUGAUAAUGUUUGCUAUGACAGAUUUUCAAAAAUAUCGCACAUCAGAUUCUGGGCUUUCCAACUUCUUGCUGUAACGGCACCUUCUGUGGUUUUUCAUUUCUACAGCCUCAAUGUCGGUGCACGCAUUGAAAAAAUACGAAUGGCGGAAAAUGCCGCCGAUGAUGAUUCAAACGUUGGCCUUGAAGACAACAGCGUUUUUGGUAGUGUGAAAGCCGGACUCAAUCAAAGAGACCGCAAGAAGUUGCUGAGGCGAAGAAAAAGCGUGGGUGCAUUCAAGCAGAAGAAAGUAUUUGCAACACAUGCGAAUAACGCUUUAGUUGAUCUCACAAUAACGAGGAAUAUCAGAAUUGCCUACCUUACAAAUGUAUGCAUGCGAAUUGUUCUUGAAGCAUUAUCACUGUAUUGCGCUUACAGUCUCUUCCAUUUUACCGAUUACACAGUGAAAAAUGAUUACAAUCCAUUCGAAAUAAUUUUGAUCAGAGUUCCUCAAGUAUUCAGAUGCGAUGGUGAAAAUGUUGAAUGGGCUUGCGGUCAGCAUAUGUCUUUGGGAGAUCAAUCAGGAUAUGUUCCGUGCUGGGUAUCCCGACCUUGGGAGAAAACUAUAUUUAUGUGCUAUAUGAAUAUAUUGAGCGCAAUUUGCUUUCUUUUAUCAGUGAUUGAAUUUGUGCAACUCAGUUUUAAAUAUACAAAAAACUUUCGGAAAAAGAGACAAAGAAAGCCGCUAAUUUCAUUUAAUCACCAAGAAAGUAGAAUGGACGUACCAACUUUCCGCUCCGUAGAUGAGACAGACGGAGUGAGGAUGGAAUCAAACUUGACAUCUACGGAAAAAGAUAAAAUUCCAAACGGGAACGUACAAACCCAAUUUCAAACCCACCUUGUCCCAAUUAGAAAAGUAAUGAAUGAAAUGAAACCCCGGAAGAAGAGUCCGCAAGGAAAAAUUUCAAAAGGAAUAAAGGUAAAAAAGAAGAAGCGUAUUGGAAUAAGAGUCCAUGACCAGGAUGAUGAAAUAUCCGGCGGUUCCGAUGGAUACCACUCUAGUGAAUACGAAGAAACGGGAAGCGACGACGAAGAAGAAUCAUUAGCUUCUGUGUCUCAACCAGAAUCUGUUUAAUGGAAAAGCACACAGAUUUACCUAGUUGACAUUUUUCGGACAUCCCGGAGUAUUCGCACCAAGAUGGCGCACAACAGAACUCAGGUUGUGUACCAGAUUAGGGUUCAGGUUAUGCGACAUUUUGGUGCGCAUACUUCAGGAGCAUUCAUUUUUCAAAUAACGUUAUUUUUAUUUCCUUGUAGUUUUAUUCGUCAGCUAAGAAGUUCACUAUUACUCAUGUGAUUCCGGAUUGAUAAAUAUUUUACUCUUGAUUUAAAGUUCAUAAAAACUGACCCUAUUUCCAAACUCAUGAAAAACGAAAUUAUAGC
Messenger RNA from Styela clava, 1712 nucleotides. RefSeq names its product gap junction beta-2 protein-like. Gene Ontology annotation, molecular function: gap junction channel activity. Gene Ontology annotation, cellular component: connexin complex. The record is from RefSeq and is a predicted model, not a curated record. Lineage: Eukaryota; Metazoa; Chordata; Ascidiacea; Stolidobranchia; Styelidae. Gene Ontology annotation, biological process: cell-cell signaling.